Molecule: messenger RNA, 447 nt
Organism: Candidula unifasciata
Lineage: Eukaryota; Metazoa; Mollusca; Gastropoda; Stylommatophora; Geomitridae
Source: the annotation of a GenBank genome assembly
AUGUCAUUAUCUUCUUCAUUUUCAACUCCUUGUUUUUACAUCCUCUUUGUCUUGUGCUCUGUAAGAUUAGGAUUCAAAUGUGGGGGACAGUUGAAUACCCCAACUGGUGUGAUCACAUCCCCGAAUUACCCCAAUCGGUACCCCCACAGCCGGUCCUGUACUUGGGAUAUCACUGUUCCUGAGGGUAGGAGGGUCACACUGACAUUCAGCGAUCUACGACUGGAAGCGCCUUCAUCAGAUUUAUGUAAAUCAGAUUAUGUUGAAGUUUUUGAUGAGCUCUACGGCACCCUUGUCAGCUUAGGGCGUUGGUGUCACAAUAUCGAACCUCCAGAUCUAAGGUCAACCUCCAACAGAAUGGUUGUUGUAUUCCGGUCUGAUGCAACAACAAAUGGUAAUGGAUUUUCUGCCAGAUGGGAUGUUGUCAUUCCGGAGCAUACAUUUCAGUAG